This is a messenger RNA of Sorex fumeus (smoky shrew), 930 nucleotides long. It is a transcript of the gene KAZALD1, whose product is annotated as Kazal type serine peptidase inhibitor domain 1. The record is from RefSeq and is a predicted model, not a curated record. Gene Ontology annotation, molecular function: insulin-like growth factor binding. The transcript has 4 exons. Gene Ontology annotation, cellular component: extracellular region. NCBI's taxonomy places the organism in Eukaryota, Metazoa, Chordata, Mammalia, Eulipotyphla, Soricidae. Gene Ontology annotation, biological process: regulation of signal transduction; regulation of cell growth. Bases 25 to 930 code for a protein of 301 amino acids.
UGCUCGCAGGGCUUCCAGCUAACCAUGCCGCCGCCGCCCGCGCCUGCCUCGGCGCUGCCCCUGCUACUGCUGCUGCUGCUGCUGCUGGCCUCCCCGACCAGCGCGCGGCCGUCCCCCGGCCCAGAGUACCUGCGGCGCGGCUGGCUGCGGCUGCUGGCGGAGGGCGAGGGCUGCGCGUCCUGCCGGCCCGAGGAGUGCGCCGCGCCCCGGGGCUGCCUGGCCGGCCGGGUGCGCGACGCGUGCGGCUGCUGCUGGGAAUGCGCCAACCUCGAGGGCCAGCUCUGCGACCUGGACCCCACCACCCACUUCUACGGGCACUGCGGCGAGCAGCUGGAGUGCCGGCUGGACGCGGGCGGCGACCUGAGCCGCGGAGAGGUGCCCGAGCCGCUGUGCGCCUGCCGCUCGCAGCGCCCGCUCUGCGGCUCCGACGGCCGCACCUACCCGCAGAUCUGCCGCCUGCAGGAGGCGGCCCGCGGGCGGCCCGACGCCAACCUCACGGUGGCGCACCCCGGGCCCUGUGAAUCGGAACCUCAGAUCGUGUCACCCCCAUAUGACAUUUGGAAUGUGACCGGGCAAGAUGUGAUAUUCGGCUGUGAGGUGUUUGCCUACCCCAUGGCCUCCAUCGAGUGGAGGAAAGAUGGUCUGGACAACCAGCUGCCUGGGGAUGACCCCCAUGUCUCCGUGCAGUUUAGGGGGGGACCCCAGAGGUUUGAGGUGACAGGAUGGCUGCAGAUCCAGGCUGUGCGUCCCAGUGAUGAGGGUACCUACCGCUGCCUGGCCCGCAAUACCCUGGGCCAGGUUGAGGCUCCCGCCAGCCUGACAGUGCUCACCCCAGACCAGCUGAACUCCACGAGCCUCUCCCGGUUCCUCCGCCCACACCUGCUUCCUGGGGAGGCGGCUGAGAGUGAAGAGGGCGAAGAUUACUACUAG